AUGGGUUACAAAGAAAAUGCAGCGAAAAGGGCCCUAAGAAUGACCGGUCAAGACGUUCAGCCAGCAGUUCAUUUCCUGGUAGAAGAGCAAGCUAGGAAAAUACUCAGGAAACAGGAGAACAAUCAGCGACAAGCGGAGAUUUUUUUUGAUAGAGAUCUUGCGGCACAGGCUCUUAGGGUGAAUGAAAAUGAAGUUCAAAAAGCGUUAGAUCUUUUGACAAAUCCUGAAAGAUAUUGUGCCCUUCAGGAUUCCUCAGGUGCAGACAUCGAGGAAUUAGUAUCCUUGUGGUAUAACCGAUCAUCAGUUGUGGAUGCUGUGCGAAGGUCAUGUACCAAGGAGGAUGCGUUGAAACUUCUUGUCGGAGCAAAUUCAGAGGACAGCCAGCAUGCUAUAAUCAACCAACCGAAAGAUGAUCAAGGGCCAUCAGCCGCUUUAGCUAAUGAAGAUAAAAUGGAUCUGGGAGGAGAACACAAAUAUGAGAGAGACGAAGCCGUGGAAGACGAGCUUGCGAAAGAACUGACCGGUGAUCCAUUGGCAGACUACGACGCGGAAGUAAUGAAAGAAGGAGAGGCCAUAGCAAAGUAUUUGGCCCUUCUGGAUUCAAAAGCCAAUGCAACAAAGGAAAUAAGAUACACAGGUUCUUCCAGAAUCCAGUAA
This is a messenger RNA of Musa acuminata AAA Group (dessert banana), 657 nucleotides long. RefSeq lists its product as uncharacterized. The transcript is spliced from 4 exons. Gene Ontology annotation, biological process: regulation of ubiquitin-dependent protein catabolic process. Gene Ontology annotation, molecular function: protein binding. The record is from RefSeq and is a predicted model, not a curated record. Lineage: Eukaryota; Viridiplantae; Streptophyta; Magnoliopsida; Zingiberales; Musaceae. The coding region runs from base 1 to 657 and encodes 218 amino acids.